This is a messenger RNA of Puccinia triticina, 672 nucleotides long. RefSeq lists its product as uncharacterized. NCBI's taxonomy places the organism in Eukaryota, Fungi, Basidiomycota, Pucciniomycetes, Pucciniales, Pucciniaceae. Bases 1 to 672 code for a protein of 223 amino acids. The transcript has 5 exons. The record is from RefSeq and is a predicted model, not a curated record.
AUGUGGACUUUGAACACCUUUUACCUGGGACCUGGGUUAGGUCAGGGGAUAUCAUCUCCCCGGCUCCAAGGUAACCACCAACUCUCCCACAAUUCCGGCCCCAAUACGGACGGAUCUUCCUUGACCCAACCUCCCACGCCUGCGCCCUACUCAAGACCACGCACCGGCCCAGCUCACCCCCCCCCCCCCCCCACGGAAUGUCGUCACAGCCCCGCCGGGCCUCCUGCGACUGCCACCCAAUCGACCCCUGGGCCCACACGCAGGGGCCGUUCCCCCAGCGAUCUCGCAGCGGGGCCCAAGCGAGCCGCCCAACGACAACGGACCGGUGCGGGUGGGAUCCCCCCUGGGGGGAACCCAUUUCUCCCAUUAAGGCCCCCGCCUCAACAACUUCCCCUCCCCCUCGAUGCUAUUGUUUUGCCCCCCAACAAGCGAUUCCUGGCCGACCUCGGAGGGGUCACGAUUGUCCCAGACGAUCUCGCAACCGAUUUCAAUGAGAUGACCGAGCACGACCGCAAUGUAGUCGUCUUGUCAACCUUGAGAGCAGUUCUCUCAAGGUUGGACUCAUUAACUCGUUCCCCGGCGGCCCUAAAUGGUCCACAGGCCCCCGCUGCGGCCGACGUGCCCCUGGCGGAACAGAUCCGGAGGUUCCUUUUCCUCCCGGCAGACAAGUAG